Molecule: messenger RNA, 3589 nt
Organism: Culicoides brevitarsis
Lineage: Eukaryota; Metazoa; Arthropoda; Insecta; Diptera; Ceratopogonidae
Product: methylthioribose-1-phosphate isomerase
Exons: 5
Coding region: 1393-2475 (360 amino acids)
Molecular function (GO): S-methyl-5-thioribose-1-phosphate isomerase activity
Source: RefSeq, a predicted model, not a curated record
GCACUUAAGUCACUUUUAAAUUGUGCAAAAAAUUAUUUGUUUAUUUUUUCAAUCGACCAUAAUUGCGAAAUUAAUGCAAAAUUCGUCACUUUAAAUACCAAAAAAAUCUUCAAAAAUCGCCGGAAAAUCCGCGUAACCCAAAAACAUCAAAAAAACAACUAAAAUCCACUCCUCAAGUGCCGUACUGCGAAAAAUCAUAUGAUCCACGUGCGACACGUACGAAAUAAAAACAACUUUUUUUUUAAUCGGAACCUCCACGAAUUCUAAUCCAUUAAAAUUCGUAAAUUAUUCCGAGAGUCACGUGACCGAGACAAAAAGUGAAACAAAUUCACGGGAGCAAAAGUCACUAACGGAAAUACUCGCGGGGAUGACAUAACAUCAUCACGGCAGAGACAGACACAGCAAAAACACUCAGUCGACAUUUUGCACGUCGAGCAGUCGAAUCGGUGUCGUCGUCAGUGCGAUUGCCAAAUUGAUAUUUAAUUUCAUGUUUUAGAAGCUGUGUGGACAGCAGAGACUUAAUUAAGUGAAAAUUCCGAAAAAUAAAAAAAAAUAAAAUUCUGGAGAAAAAAAUGUUCGUCGGCGAAUUAUUAAAAAGAGAGAGAAAUAUCAACAAUUCAGAGACUAUGAUGAAUAAAAAUAAGAAGCGGAAUAGUGACACUGUUGAUUUUUGAUAUUUUUUACACACGUUACAUUUUUUCGUUCGUUAUAAGUCUAUAAUUUAGCUCGAGAGAUUUUUUUUUUAUUUUAUUUAUUUUUUUUACACCCGCGUCGAGAUAGAGACAUAUGUUGUCGUGUAAAAAGUAAAUAAAAAUAAUAAAUAAUUAGAGUGAAAAUUGAUUUGGAUUUCGUUCGUGAGCUAUUCCUGCCUACUAAUACAGCAAAAAAAAAACUUUCAACACAACGAAGCGAAAAAAAUUGAAAUAAAAAAAAACGAGAUAAGAAAAGUUGAUUAAAUGUGGAAAUAUAUUUACUUCUACGGCAACAAGCAUAAGUGAUAUUGCAUCGUCUACCACUACAAACCACACACGAAAGACACACAAACAACCAACCAUCCACAUUAUUCAUUCGCGUAAAUCAUUUGUGAAAUAGUUCUGAGACACUUGACAUAUAACAGUUAGUGCAAUUUUCUACAUGGCACCUCAUCGCAAUUGAAUAACUUAAUUAAUUAAUUACAAUUUUAUUUAUUAUUUAAUAAUAAAUAAAUAAAAAAAAACAAACAAACGCCCAAACACAAAAUAAAAAAAAACAAUAGAACUACUCGCAAAAAGUGUGCUGCUAAAAAUAAAGACAUUUCAAGUGCUUUUAAAUUAAACCACUGAGAAAUUAUUUACAAUUAUAGUAAAAAAAAAAAAUAAAUAAUUAAAAGAGACAGAAGCGUAGGUGACGAAAAUGACGUUACAAUCAAUCAAGUACAAGGAAGGGAAGCUGGAGAUUCUGGAUCAGCUGCUGCUGCCAUCCAUCACGAAAUAUGUGAAUGUUCGCGGUGUCGAGGAUGGCUGGAAAGUCAUCAAUAAGAUGCAGGUUCGUGGGGCGCCAGCAAUUGCCAUUGUUGGUUCUCUUUCGCUCGCAGUGGAGCUUUUUGGCGAGACUUUUGACAGCAAAAAGACGUUGCGACAAGAGAUUGAGGGCAAGCUGAAUUAUCUGGUAUCGGCAAGGCCUACUGCGGUGAAUAUGAAAGUGGCAGCUGACGAAUUGAUUACUUUGGCAAAUGACUUGUGCAAAAAUGAGGCAGUUAAUGUGGAUGAAAUGAAGCAAAAGUUCCUAGAAGCUACUGAAGCAAUGCUCGCAAAAGACAUUUCCGAUAAUAAGGCCAUUGGAACGCAUGGCGCUGAAGCGAUUCUUGCAUCUAUUCAGGGAGAUGGGCCUUUGCGUGUGUUGACGCAUUGUAAUACGGGAAGUUUAGCUACUGCUGGAUACGGCACAGCUCUCGGCGUCGUUCGAAAACUCCAUGAACUAAAGCGUCUCGAACACGUUUACUGCACGGAAACUCGCCCGUACAACCAAGGAGCCCGUCUCACAGCCUUUGAGCUCGUUCACGAUAAAAUCCCGGCAACUCUAAUUCUCGACAGUAUGGUUGCCGUACUCUUUAGAAUACGAAAUAUCGCAGCUGUCGUUGUCGGAGCCGAUCGUGUCGCUGGCAACGGCGAUACCGCCAACAAAAUAGGCACAUAUCAGAUUGCGGUGGCAGCAAAAUAUCACGGCGUUCCGUUUUAUGUGGCAGCUCCCUUGACUUCCAUAGACCUGGCGAUACCGAGCGGCGAUAGAAUUGUGAUUGAGGAACGGCCUGACAGGGAGAUGACGCACGUUGGAGAACAUCGGAUUGCGGCACCUGGCAUUUCAUGUUGGAAUCCAGCAUUUGACGUAACGCCAGCUAGUCUUAUCAAAGGUAUCAUUACCGAAAAGGGCAUCUUCGAGCCACAAGAACUCAGUAGUAAGGUUCAAGAAAUACUCCAACAGAACGGCAACACAUAAUGAUUCUUAUUUAAAAAAACAAAAAAAAAAAAAUGAUUAAAGUUGUUAAGAAAAAAAAUGCUUCUAAAAAUUAUACAGGACAAUAUUGUUGAUUAUUUUUCGCCAUUACUCUAAAAAAAAAGUUUAUGAUUUAUAAAAUAUAAAAUAACAAUAAAAAGCAUGUGCGCUUAGCUUUAUUAAGAAUUUAUUAUCAGUUUAUCGUGCGCCGUGACCACUUGUCGCGAUCCCACAAAUAAUUAUAUUUAAAAUAAUGUUAGAUGUGAAAGUUUUAAACUUUAUACACGAUACACGUACAUACAUACAUACACACACACACAUACAAACACGACUUUAAUGAUAAAUAAUAAUAAUAAUGAUAAUUUUAAUAAAAUGUGUUCCAAUAUACAUGAAAAAAAAACCUUAAAGGGAGAACCUAAAUACUAUAAUUUUAGAAAUUUAAUAUACAAAAAAAAAAUGAAACGGUAGAAAAGAGAUAUUAGGAUGUUUUAAAAUAAAAAUUUAUUGAUUUUGACACGCAAACUGUCAUUUUUCAUUUUUCGAUCGCGCGCGAACUCAAAACUGAUCCAAAAGUUAUUUGUCACGAACAAUUAGAAAUAUGUAAGUUUAUGCCCAAUUAUUAAAACAAAUGUGGAUGAAAAUUAAUUUUUGGCAACUUUUCUGACACAUCUGCAGUCCGACACAAAAGAGGUAAUAAUCCACUAAUUUUUGCAUAUAUUCACAAUAAAUGUGCAUUAAUUUUGAUGCGCGAUGGCCUUCACGUUAAAAGGUAUUGUUCGAGACAAUGAUUUUUCGGUAUGUGACAUAAUCUCGCGUGAAAAUCGUCUCGCAAGCAGAAUUGAUAGACUAGAACGUUUUUUUGGCGCGAAAAUUUCGUGACAUGUUUUUGUUUGGGAAACGCCCGAUUGUGACAUGGGGCGGAUGAAAUUAAUUGAUUGCAAAAUGAGUUUAGUGAAAAUUUGUUGAAAUUUGGCUUAAAUUUUAAAAAUUAGAUGACGAAAUAAUUUUUUUUUGUAUGAAAUGGAAAAAAAGAAAAAUUGCUGAAUUUUGUUUAUAAAAUAAAUAAAUUUAUUCCAAUAUUUUUUAUAAUAAUUUUGCAAUAAGGCGCCAUGAUGGA